Molecule: messenger RNA, 1395 nt
Organism: Peronospora matthiolae
Lineage: Eukaryota; Oomycota; Peronosporomycetes; Peronosporales; Peronosporaceae
Source: the annotation of a GenBank genome assembly
AUGCCGCAGAGAUCGGCCAGUACCCGCACUGGGCUGGAGGAUCAAGAAGAGGGCGAUCUAAGUCGGUACUUCAAUUCAGCCAUGAAGAAGUACGAGGCGGAUCAACGUACAGCUCAGCGAAUGAAUCGACAGCCAAACCGCUACCCAGAUCGACGUACUUUGCUCCAACCUUCACACGAAAGCCUUGACAUGCCGGAUGUGGAGAUGGAGUCGGUGGGGUCGGACAUUUACCAACAUAUCCAUGAGGCGGCGGAAUACGACCCGGAUGAUCUAUGGAUGCCCGAACCACGGCGCCCUCAUGUAGCCGCGACCGGUGCGACUACCGGAGGGGGAAGCAUCACGCAGAGGAUCAGAAUCUCAGCGAUUUCUGAGCUGAAAGAAUUCUCAGGGAAGGAUCGGGAAGAAGACAAAGCACGGACCUGGAUCGGCAAAGUGAAAUCAGCGUUUAUCAGGGACCAAGCACCGGGCGAGGAGAGAUGUCUGGUCUUCGGUGAUCUCAUGGUGGGCCCAGCCCGCUACUGGUAUCGACAGCUGAGUAGAUCGACGAGAUUCAAUUGGAAAGAAUUGAUGAACAGUUUUCUUGUGGAGUAUGCGGGACACGGGAUGUCCGCGAGCAGGCAGUACUACCAUGCAGAGAAACGAUCGGAGGAAGAUCCUUUACAGUACCUGUAUCGGCUUAAUGUGAUGGGAAUGCAGGCGAAGAUACCGGUGAUGACUGGAUUGCCAGCUGCGCGCAAGGAACAUGUCAAUCAUUUCAUUGACACCUUGGACGACCCCGAUCUGUCCAAUCAAUUGCUACUGCUGAAUGUAGAAGACGCGGGAGCCAUGCAAAAGACACUGCACGGUUAUCAACAAGGGAGAUCGCGUCAAGGGAAAGUGAUGAUGGGAUCGUCCAAAUUCAGGCAGAAGGGAACUCAGGGUCCAGCGCUGUCUAAGCCUGCACGAGCGGUAAGGAUGGUCCGUACCGAGGACGUCUGCAGCGAGUCAGGAUUGGACACCUGCGGAUCGGAUUUGGAAGAUCGAUUGAGAUCGAUCCAUGUGGCUGCUACUGCGGAUCGCCGUUCAUCCCCCAAUGACGUUGCAGCAAACGCGAGAUCGGUCGACCCGAACACUCGUCAAGACUAUCAAGAUCGCAAUAUGCCAUUGAAGCCGUGUACUCAUUGCGGAUCGACCAAGCAUGGAGAUCUCGGUUGCUGGAAGCGGCUCACUUGCCAGAAGUGUGGGCGUAAAGGACACCCCUCUGACAAUUGUUUUUUCGUGUGUCGUGCUUGCGGUGAGAUGCACGACCCGGGGAAGUGUCCCAUGGAGGAGUUCUACAACAUGAUCCGUCAGUGGUACGUCCCGAAUAAGCAUGCGGGGAUGCUACCAGAGAAGGCCGAGAAGAUGUUAAACUAG